Messenger RNA from Penicillium verhagenii, 1665 nucleotides. RefSeq lists its product as uncharacterized. The record is from RefSeq and is a predicted model, not a curated record. Gene Ontology annotation, cellular component: plasma membrane. The transcript is spliced from 7 exons. NCBI's taxonomy places the organism in Eukaryota, Fungi, Ascomycota, Eurotiomycetes, Eurotiales, Aspergillaceae. Bases 1 to 1665 code for a protein of 554 amino acids. Gene Ontology annotation, biological process: copper ion import; iron ion transport; intracellular iron ion homeostasis. Gene Ontology annotation, molecular function: ferric-chelate reductase activity.
AUGGCCGAGUCUAAAGCAGCCAAGGCUGCUGCGAAAGUAUUAAGGCAGUCGAACAAUGAAUGGAGCAACAAAUAUUUCGCAAUUGCUAUCGGUGCAAUAAUGUUUCUCUUUGCUGUGCACUAUUGGGCAGGUUUUAUCCAGGCUCGAUACGGUCCAAAGAAAAUAUAUCCUGUGUUGAUUCGGACUUACAGACGAAUCGGACACUUUCUGUCUACGAGCUCAAUUUUCGGGACAAGAAUAGAACGUUUGCUUCUGUAUAUUGUAUAUUGGGCUAUCAACUUGAUCCUCGCCCUGACAAAUGUUGACCUUACUCAAAUCACAUAUGUUGCGAAACGAUUCGGCUGGAUUUCUGUCGCGAACUUGGUGCUCUUAGUCUUUCUGGCACUGAAAAACACUCCUCUUGCUCCCUUAACAGGAAAUUCCUAUGAGAAGCUUCGCCCACUCCACAAAGUCGCUGGUUAUACUUGUAUCUUCACAAGCGUCUUGCAUGGUAUAGUAUACCUAUCUGCAUGGGGAGAGACUGGAAAAUUGGCCACAAUGAGCGAACGAAAAGAUUAUGCUGGUGCCAUUGCAGGUACAGCCAUGGUUAUCAUUGCCUUUUCAACUAUCACCUACUUCACACGGAGAUAUUAUGAGCUGUUCUACAUGUUGCAUAUCAUAAUGUUUGCCUUGAUUAUAAUCACCGUUGGAAUGCAUCGCCCGGACUUCUCAAGCUCGACUGUGAUUAUCGUGAUAUUCACUGCCUGUCUCUGGGUGAUGGAUCGUAUUAUCCGCGGCGCAAAGAUAGUCUGGAACAGCUUUGGAAAUUCCGCAACUAUCACAGCGUUACCAAAUGAGGCUGUUCGGGUAAGAUUGAACCGCCGUAUGCGAGCUUCUCCAGGAUCCCAUGCAUUCUUGUGGGUUCCUGCGAUUCGUUGGGUUGAGAGCCACCCGUUCACUCUGCUCUCAUCAACGCCGUCUGAGUUUGUAAUCCGAGUGUAUGAUGGAUUUACACGUGACUUAUACAAAGCUGCUCAACAUGCACCAGGGAAGUCCCUACGCUGUUCUGUAGACGGUCCAUAUGGAGAAGCGCCUGACUUUAAGAUCUUCGAUAAAGUCAUUCUAAUUGCCGGGGGCAGUGGUGCCAGUUUCACAUUUGCUAUUGCAUUGGACCUUAUCGAGACAUCUACCAAAAAGGUCAAGUCGAUUGAUUUUAUUUGGGUAGUAAGGCAUCAUGAGAGUCUCGAGUGGUUUUCUCAAGAGCUGAAACGUCUUCACUCCUGCCCGGAUGUGAAUUUGAUCAUCCACAUCACCGGACCCUUUGACCUAUCUGGUUUAUCAUCGCCCACAGUGGCAGGUUCCAUCUUAGAAAAAGUCUCAGUCAAGGACGACAUAACCCAAACUGUCCCCUGUCCGAUAAUUGCAACAAAUGACCUUGAGAAGGGUCAUUUAAGCGAUUCUGGAAUAAAUUUAUAUUCCUCGACAAACUACAUUCGACCUGGACGUCCGGACAUUGCUAGUGUUAUCAAUGAGGCUGCUACUUCACAUGGUAGCCCAGAUGACCGUGUUAUCGUUGGUGCCUGUGGUCCUAAAGAGCUUAUUAGUACAACACGAAACGCUGUUAAUAAUGACCUGCGUAAUGAACGAUUAGCAGUCACAUUCUAUAGUGAGGAAUUCGAAUGGUAA